UGAGUCGUGAUCAACAAGAAACCGAGGUACCUAUCACACACCCAGAUGCAGGCUACCACCGGUAGGAAGAAGGAGCACGGUUGCCACGUGGAUGUCAACAGACGACCUUGCGGCCAAGACACCACUUCUCCUGAAGACUUUCCAAACAGGAAGAGACAUCAAUUCCAGCUUCCUUGUCCCCAGUGUCUGUUUCGCUGCCUUACCUAGGCGACCUUCCUUCCCGCGAGCCCGAAGACUUAACAAGGAAACCUUCACCUUCAAGAACGGAUCAACCUAUGAGCUCAUGUCAUUCGGAGGAUGCACUAGGUUCGGGACACCUUGGACCAACAGUCGCCCGCAGACUGCAGACUUCGUCCUUCUAGUCGUCCGCGUUAUCGACCGAGACCGCCUCGUCGAGGCUGCCGAAGAACUCUCCAGAUCAAUGUCGUUCAUACAGCACCAGACAAAGUGUCACGACAUGUGGGUUCUGCUUAACAAGCAGGAUCUAGCUACAGGCACAGAGAGAGAAGACUGCGUCGAUGACGCAAGGCAGCGUUUGGCUGCCGUCACCAGGCAGUGGGCGGACGACUGGACCGUCAGGAUUGUCCAUACGCCCGGCCUCAGCGCCCACACUGCAGAGGAGAGACGUGACCAGAUCACCUUGCGGUACAGUGGAAACUGACAAGAGCUCUCAGGAUGCAGUCCUUCCAGAACGAGAGCUAUUCGAAGCAAAGAUAUUGGAAGCGAAUCAGACACGGCCAAAAUCUGAAGUGUUCUGGCAGUCGGUUCUAGACUGUGC
Molecule: messenger RNA, 778 nt
Organism: Colletotrichum navitas
Lineage: Eukaryota; Fungi; Ascomycota; Sordariomycetes; Glomerellales; Glomerellaceae
Exons: 2
Coding region: 92-661 (189 amino acids)
Molecular function (GO): GTP binding; GTPase activity
Source: RefSeq, a predicted model, not a curated record